ACUAACCGUCCUGUCAGAUGUAGUGGCCGCCGGAGCUCCACGAUGCUCCGACGGCGUGACGUCAAGGCAUGCGUAGGCUCCUCGUUAUCAUCAGAGCACUGAUGAUCAGUGUGCCCUGAUGAUCUGUGUAGCCCCAGCAGUGCCACCUGUCAGUGUCCAUCAGUGCCAGCUCUCGGUGCUCAUUGAUGCCACCUGCCAGUGCCCAUCAGUGCCACAUCAAUGCCAUAUAUCAGUGCCCAUCUGAGUUGCCUUUCAGUGUCACCCAUCAGUGCCAGUCAGUGCCACCUAUCAAUGCCAAUCAGUGCCAGCCAGUACCACAUAUCAGUGUGCAUCAGUGC
This is a messenger RNA of Staurois parvus, 338 nucleotides long. The record is from the annotation of a GenBank genome assembly. Lineage: Eukaryota; Metazoa; Chordata; Amphibia; Anura; Ranidae.